AUGGACCCUUCUUCAUAUUAUGAAACCAACGACAUGUACCUCAUGUCUGUCCUCUCCUUUUCUUGCCUUAUCCUCUUUGUUGUUAUUAAGUUUGAUGCCCCGUGGUCAAAGGAGAGUUGUCUCUCAUACCUAGUAGGAGUAUGGAUUCCGUUCCAGCUGACGGCCUUAAUCCUGUUCUCUCUGCAGCACUCCCAGAGGGUCGAACUCCCACAGCAACUAGCGACAUCUGUAAAUACCAUCUUGGCCACAACAUCUCUGUUGGGGGUGGCAGUCAUCCAGAUUAUCACGAUCAUCUAUACAUUCGCAGUCCUAGGGAACGAGAUAUGGUGGAAAUCGGCUGCAGCACUUGUGUGUGUUGAAGUUGCUUUGAUUUUGAUAUUUACCAUGAUUCCGCAAGUCCCGACCCCCGUGGAGCUGGCAUAUAUCAUGCCUUUCACUUCACAAACUGCAGCUAUAGGUGUAAUCUGGGCGUCAUCUCGAGACAUAUUCCGAAACAGGAUACAGAAGAAUACGGCUGAUCAUCUGUUGGGUUUGGGCUUAAUCACUCUCCUUAUGACUCUCCAAUGGGUAUUCUUCAUGGUAAUCACAACGGUAGCCUACCGACUUCCUGAGAGCUCUAGCAACGAGCCUGCUACAACCAGUGCCUCACAGAUUGAGCUCACACCAAUGGGCGGCUCAUGCAGUAUGAAUGAACCUCCGCCCGAGAGUUCGCCGGACCUCAACGAACGAACAUCAAUCCGUUCCCGCGUAACCCUCCCUCCUGAUUGUAUACGAUCAGUUGAACAUUCUGGCAACAAACAAGACAUUGACUCGUCAGUGUAG
Fusarium redolens is the source of this 822-nucleotide messenger RNA. RefSeq lists its product as uncharacterized. The record is from RefSeq and is a predicted model, not a curated record. The transcript is spliced from 3 exons. Bases 1 to 822 code for a protein of 273 amino acids. NCBI's taxonomy places the organism in Eukaryota, Fungi, Ascomycota, Sordariomycetes, Hypocreales, Nectriaceae.